This is a messenger RNA of Papaver somniferum (opium poppy), 702 nucleotides long. Its product is annotated as protein NDR1-like. The transcript has a single exon. Bases 1 to 702 code for a protein of 233 amino acids. Gene Ontology annotation, biological process: defense response to other organism. The record is from RefSeq and is a predicted model, not a curated record. NCBI's taxonomy places the organism in Eukaryota, Viridiplantae, Streptophyta, Magnoliopsida, Ranunculales, Papaveraceae.
AUGUCGAAGAGAGGUUGUUGGUCUAGAGGUUGUUGUUUAUGUUGUGUUAUCACCACCAUAAUCGGUUUAGGCUUAUUAUCUUUAUUUGCUUGGCUUAUUACAAAUCAAAUUCGUUCACCAAAAUGUUCUAUAGAGAAAUUCUACGUCCAAGCGCUCGAUAAAGCCUUGUCGAGCAAUAAAACGGAUGCCACCACCAACACAACGAUAUCAUUUGAUCUCAUAUUCAAGAACGAAAAUGGUGACGGAUUCGGUGUUUACUAUGAUGCGCUUAACAUCAGUUUAUACUACCAGAAAAGUUAUGCCAGUGGCUAUUUAAAUAGUUUACCCAUCGGAAACGUAUCUUUACCAGGGUUUUAUCAAGCUAAGGUGGAUCACCGUCUUGCGACCGUUCAGACUUUUGGGGUUCCUUGGGAGGAAGUCAGGAUGGAAAUUGCCAAUGGGGGUACUGCAAAGUUUCUGUUUAAUUUAACCUCAAAUGUCAAGUUAAAGAUCCCUCUUAAUGAUGCAGUGAGAACAACCGACAAACGGAAGUUUAAUUUGGGCGUAAAUGUUAAUGUGAAUGAUCAAGGAAAGAAAACUGUACCCGGAAGUUUGAGGCUCACUUCAGCAUCCCCACGUAUGAAACCAUGUAGCAUUUUAGUUCUUGUUUUAUCAGCUUUGGGUUUUUACUUUUCUGUUUUAUUUUUGACCUGGUGUUUGUAA